UACAGCUUGCAGGUAAAGGGUUACAGAUUCUAGGAAGUAUUAAAUGCAAACUUUAAAGGAUUUUAUUUUCAUCUACAGUCACAUGACGCCUUAAUACCCAAUGACACUAACUACAGUGUCUCAUUAAGAGGUCAUGCAAACUCCCAAGCUAAACAAGGCAUUCUUACAUAUUUAACAUUCAAAUGCAGAAGCCAAGCUAAGCCAUGGAAGAUUGUAAUCAGAAAAAAGCUACACUUCCCGAUCCACACGAAAGCUACAGGUUCUUUAAACAGGAGACAGAUUGCUAGCAUUUUGGGCUGAAAUCUGGAGUUCUCUUUGAUCCUUAGGGCGAGGGAGUCUCUUUUCUUAUGAAAAGUGCUGGUCGACUUCACACAAUAUUAUACAACAGAGGAACUGCAUACAGUGCUUGAAAACUUCAAUGUGGGAGCUCCUAAUAGAGCGGCACAAUAGGUGGAUCAGAGCAACAACGGUCCAGCCUGUGCAAAGAAAGCAGCAGCCCGUGCACACUUCAAGCAGAGGACAAAUACAACUUUAAAACACAAAAACCUAGAAAGGGAUUCAACAGCAGCACUAGAAGGUUAUUUUGGAAUGUGAAAACUACUUGCUGUUUGGAUCCAUGACAACCAUGUAGAUACUAUUCACUCACUUCAAUGAUCUACACCAACAUGGAUCAAGACAUUUAAACCGAACCUUUCAAGCAGUCGAUGGAGUACAAUCUGAAAGAUUAAAGAAAAUCCAGAUGGGGUGCAGGUGCUGCAAAAUGAUACAAAGCUAUAUUUUUGAUCCAGAAGAAGUACAAUCGCCUGGAUGCAUUCAUGAAGUAAACAGCUACAAACGCAAUGAGCAAGGCAGCAAUAAAGCCAAAUUCAAAGAGAACAGUGAAAUUCAAGAACACAAAAAUGAAUUCCAGAAGGAUGAGCUAAACAGAACAGAAAAUAAAACCCAGGUAAAUAGCACAAAAAAACCUCUCUGCAACCACGAAGGCAAUGAUUUUCAAGAGGAUGGCCUUGUGAAGUGUGUUGCAAAGCUCGAUGUUGCAGUCAAUGGUGGCAAUUCCUGCACUGGAGCGCACGCCAUGCCCAAUCCCAACACAAACCCAGUGAAAGAAGCCAGUGAACAGGGACCCUCCAGCCAGUCAGCAGAGUCUCCUUCAGCCAGCAACAGAGACUUACACACCAAAUUAAAUAGGUCUGGCCAAGAACUUGACCUAGAGGCAGGCAGUCAGAGGAAGGCAGCCUGCAAUGAGCCAAACAGUAUUCAAGAUGGGAACUCCCGGUCUGCAGAUGACAGCAUCUUUCUCAAAGGAAGUGCAAUACUGGAAACACAAAACAAUGCCAUACAACUGCCAGAUGGUGAUUAUCCCCAAAAUGGCAAUCAAACCAGGAACUAUGUUGAAAAAGAUAGUUUUUCAGUCAACUGUGCACAUUCAGAUCAAAACACUGUGCCUUCAGCAGUACAGGACCAGGACCCUUGUGUAACCCCAUCUUUGCCUAUGCAGGAGAGCAGUAUUGAACCUUUUAAAACUGACUCUGCAAAUUUGAGUGAUGGCAUUCCUGGUGGUAUCACUACCAUGGCUGUAGCAGAGGCACCCACACACCCCAACCACAAAGACAUCAAUGGAGAAAUUGAGGACGAAGAUGCAGAAGUAGCAGCAGCUCUGGCUGCACUGGAAGCUGCAACUGCAGGGGAAGACCUGGAAGAUGACUAUGAGUACUAGAUGAAGGUUUCUUUCUAAUACACUGGGUAAGAUCCAGAUUUUAUUUCUGGAUCUAUAUGAACACAUGUACAGCACAUGUGGACAGCUGUUAUGAACAGCAUAUGUAAAAGGAGUUGGGACUAAACCUACAUCCCUUCAGCUGUUUUAUACAGCCUUUUAAUUUCUACUGCCGAAGGUAAAGAAGUGCUCCCUUGGCUAAUUGGUAAUACUAACACUCUUCUCUAUGGGACCAACCAGGAGGGCAAAGCAUCAUUCCUUCCACACAGGAUAUUCUGCUGUAUACCCACCUCAUCUGGACUCAUGCAAAUGGUUCCUUCGGUUUUGACCCUCAAGAGGGUCUGUGCACACUGCAUGUUCCAGGUUCAGAAAACUGCCAUUAUUUAAAACAGAACUAUAGAAGCCAUGGAGCUAGAAACCACAGAUUUUCAUCAUGUUAGCAUAAAAAAUAAAACUGACCCAAAGUUCUAUGAUCUAAUGAAGUAUUAAAUACAGAAGGCAGCUUGGCUUGCACUUCACUGCAGUUGCAGUUCCAUUCCAGUUUAAGCCUAAAUCUGUGCAUGUGCAGCCUGCAUUAGGAUGAUAACUUCGCCUCUUCCCUUACACCUCCCCUGGACUUUGUUUAAUACCCUAAGUGACCUGCUCGAGUUCAUUAAAACAGCAGAAUCCUAGCCAAAUACAAAAGAGUGGGUAGCUUUCUGUUGGUUUAGUAAGCUGAAGUAGCUCACGUAAGAAUUGCACACACACUAUCAGAGGUGCUGGAGAGGGAUCAAAACUCAGUACUACCAGUUUGGAUAGAUUAAAACUGUUGUAAAACUACAGCCUGAGACUUCUCAACUCUGCUAAAUUUUCUAGGCAUACAUCACUUGCCUUAACAAUACAGUUUGCAAACAGGUUGUAUCUCAAACUUCCCCAGCAAGAUGCGUUUUGUUCAUAUACAAACAGCAAGAGCCAGUGUGGACCCAUCCCUGGCUCUGCUGCAGUCCUUAAACUUACAGUAGGAAAGGGAUUGAGCUUCCAAGUUGAAUUAAGCAUAAGAUCUGAAAAUACCAGAGCUGCAUUCCUGGAGAGUUUACCCUUUCUCUCAUCUUCAGACUAGCACGUCUAGUUUGCCUCCCUCCUUUCUUAUGGGAAGCAAAGGAGAGAGACACCAACCUGGUGCUGCCAUUUCAUCAAAAGUGGGAUCUUAAUGGUUGAAAUAGAAAGUGCUUGACAUUUUAUACUGAAAUUUUGUGGUUUCUGAGUCUGUUAUAAACUCUUAAUAAAUUUUUUUAAUCA
This is a messenger RNA of Grus americana (Whooping crane), 2992 nucleotides long. RefSeq names its product chromosome 4 C4orf19 homolog (gene PGCKA1). The transcript is spliced from 7 exons. The record is from RefSeq and is a predicted model, not a curated record. The coding region runs from base 740 to 1717 and encodes 325 amino acids. NCBI's taxonomy places the organism in Eukaryota, Metazoa, Chordata, Aves, Gruiformes, Gruidae.